Messenger RNA from Rana temporaria (common frog), 4670 nucleotides. It is a transcript of the gene PTPRN2, whose product is annotated as protein tyrosine phosphatase receptor type N2. Gene Ontology annotation, molecular function: protein tyrosine phosphatase activity. The coding region runs from base 141 to 3305 and encodes 1054 amino acids. Gene Ontology annotation, biological process: protein dephosphorylation. The transcript has 23 exons. Gene Ontology annotation, cellular component: secretory granule. The record is from RefSeq and is a predicted model, not a curated record. NCBI's taxonomy places the organism in Eukaryota, Metazoa, Chordata, Amphibia, Anura, Ranidae.
CGGGUGCUGGUCGCUGUCCGGGGUGUUGAAGCUGAUCGGGAAUAGUAGGGAUCGUACAUUGCCCAUCCCCCCUGACACUUCUCCCGUCUUUCCCUCGUCCUUCUUCCGCACUCAUGUACUGCUAGACCGAUGGAUUAACCAUGCCGGGCUCUCCGAACAUCGCUCUCCUCCUCCUCCUCCUCCUCUCCGCCGCUUCCCAUCAUCAGGCUGACAGUACGGACACCAGAUUCGGUUGCUUGUUUGAAGAUGACCUCUGCAAACCAUUUGAGAUGUGCUUGAAUGACGGAGUGUUCGGGAGAUGUCAGCGGCGACCGGUGAUAGACGUAUUCAAGUACGAAGUUUCACCUCCUGUUGUGCAGCGUCUGAGGAACAUUCUUCAGAAGCUCUCCCACAGAGGCUUGACUUGGAAAGAUGACUACACUCAACAUAUCAUUGCAAAGGAACUAUCAAAUAUUCGUAAGGUAUAUAGCAGACCACCUGAAUCUCGUCCAUCUGAUGUUUCCAGCACUUCUAGGGGUCAGAAUUUAAAUGCUGAAAGUGACAGAAAAAGUGACAGAAACUAUGAAAUGGAAGCUAAUAGGAAUUUUGCCAAAUCUUUUCACCAAUAUCUCCAGUAUCUCGGGAUCCUGCCACAGUCUGUAGCUCCAAGCUACUACCCAAGGACGAAGGGUGAACAGCCCUCCAUCACGAACUCGAAGGGAAAAACUCUAGGUCUGUUGUUUGCUCCGACGUCCCAUCAGAAAACUCCUGAGAUAGUUUCAAAGACAUUAUCUAAACCUUUAGCUGACAAACUGCCAAAGGAGUCAGAAGCAGCGGCUGAAAAGAAGACCUUACUGGCAGCACUGAAAACGUACCUUGCACAAAAGUCUGUGCUACACGGUGCUGAUAAUCCAGACCCAAAUGGAAGAGUAAAAGUUCCUCCGAUGUACUCUAAUAAAUACCAUGCCCCUCAACUCAGUCAACAUGAUGAAGUGCUUCCAAAAGAUGAUAAAGAGAAUACUUAUCAAAUCCAGUCUUACCUUCAGAGACCGCAAGCCCGCGUAUUGACAAGGCCAAAUCUUGGAACUCUGAUUUAUAAAUCCAGUUCUCGCCAAGAAAACCCAAAGGAGCCGCUGAGUGCUGUGGAUGAAACUUUUAUCCAGAAUGUGGUAAAGGAGCUGGGCAAACAUAAACUGAACAUGGAUCAUCUUAGCCCAAAAGAACUGGAUGAGUUGGCAGACGUGAUCGCUGAUACUCUGCAGAUUGUGGAUGGUGAACAAGUUGGUGCCAUGAAACUGGAGAAGGAAAGAGGAGCACAGGAGCUGAAAAGAGUGGAGUCGUACGACUCCUGGGAACAUGAUGAACUUAACAGAGGGGUCAAUGAUACUUUCCAAGAUCAAGGUACAAGCACAAAACCAUCACAGCCUGAGAUACAGGAUAGAGAGUCAGGCCCAAAAAGUGAAAACCUGCAAGACUUUACUGUUAAUUCUGUGUCACGUGAAUUCUUAAAAGAACCUUAUGACAAUGGACUAAAAAGCUUUGGAGACUUCCAUUACAACUCAGAUGAUGAUGACGAUGAUGAUGAUGAAAAUAAAGCAGGCAUUGAGAAUGUAAAAAGUGAGACAUACACUAAAGAGUUGAUGGCUCAGAAGAAAUCAGCUGAGUCUGAUUCAGAUUCCAGAGCGGAGAUCGAGUAUCAGCACUUGGUGCAGGAAAGUUUUUCACAAGAUGACAGAUCCUUUCAAAAAAAGCCACAGAAAAUGAAACAAGAAAUUCAGCUACAAGUAGCAUCUACCAGCAGUGAUAAAUACGGAUACAUUGUGACACAAAAGAUCCCCCUCACUGUGGAGAAGGGUCUGGAAUUAUUAAAUGAAGUCGCCUUGCUCCUGAAACAGCAAAUGAAUGUGUUUAGUGAUGUCAGUGUGUCAGGAUCGGCAGUGGUGUUUCAAGUGCACCCUAAUAUCCAGAAUUUGACAACAGAACGUGUGGCAGAUGCAGCAGCUGCCAAUAAGGACAAGCUGGAAAAAAGCACAGGACUGAAAAUUCUGCAAACAGGAGUAGCAGAGAAAAGUAAAUUGAAGCUAUUGCCCCAUCGCUUGGAGGAAGAAGAUUCUACUAAAUUUAUUAUCCUCACUCUCAUCUCCAUUGCCUGUAUCAUUGGGAUCCUCUCUGGGUCCGGGGUCAUCUACUGCCUGCGCCACAGGUCUCAUCACAAACUCAAGGAGAAGCUCUCAGCCUUGGGAGGUGACAGCAGUACAGAUGCCACCAGCACAUAUCAGGAGCUUUGCCGUCAGCGGAUGUCUGUCAAGACUUCAGAUCGACCAGAGCCACUGCACAGUUCCCGUAUUAAUAGCAUCUCAUCGCAGUUCAGUGAUGGGCCUAUGGCCAGCCCCACUGCAAGGAGUAGCACAUCCUCCUGGAGUGAGGAACCUGUCCAGUCAAAUAUGGACAUCUCCACCGGUCACAUGAUAUUGUCUUACAUGGAAGACCACUUGAAGAAUAAGAAUCGCCUUGAGAAAGAGUGGGAGGCUCUGUGCGCAUAUCAAGCUGACCUGACUGCAACAAAUAUAGCGCUGAAGGAGGAGAACGUGGCAAAGAACAGAUCUCUAACUGUGGUUGCAUAUGACCACAACAGAAUUAUUCUGAAGGCAGAUAACAGCCAUGAUCAUUCGGACUACAUCAACGCCAGUCCCAUUAUGGAUCAUGACCCACGAAAUCCAGCUUAUAUCGCUUCUCAAGGACCUCUUCCUGCUACUGUGGCUGAUUUUUGGCAGAUGGUAUGGGAGAAUGGCUGUGUAGUAAUCGUGAUGCUGACAUCACUGGCGGAGAAUGGAGUCAAGCAGUGCUACCACUACUGGCCAGAUGAAGGCUCAAACCUCUACCAUAUCUACGAGGUAAAUCUUGUCUCCGAGCAUAUCUGGUGUGAGGAUUUUCUUGUCAGAAGCUUCUAUCUGAAAAAUCUACAGACUAACGAAACUCGCACUGUCACCCAGUUUAAUUUCCUCAACUGGAAUGACCAUGGCGUUCCGGCUUCAACCCGCUCGCUGUUAGACUUCCGCAGGAAAGUUAACAAGUGUUACAAGGGGCGCUCCUGUCCUGUAAUAGUUCAUUGCAGUGACGGCGCAGGGAGAAGUGGGACCUAUAUCCUGAUUGACAUGGUUCUCAAUAAGAUGUCUAAAGGUGCUAAAGAGAUUGAUAUUGCUGCGACUCUGGAGCACUUGAGAGACCAGCGACCAAGCAUGGUGCAGACAAAGGAGCAGUUUGAGUUUGCACUGACAGCUGUGGCAGAAGAAGUGAACGCAAUACUAAAGGCCCUUCCACAAUAAAUGUUCCACAUUCCCAAACAAAUCCAGAAGAUUCUUCUCUCAUCCCUUUCUUCCUUUCAAUACUUUUAAGCGUUGUUGAAAAUUGUGACCUGGUGUGUAUUAUGUAUAGUACCCACAUAGAAACUUGCGGUCUGCAUUGUCCCCCCAGUGGGAAGGUCAUUAAAUCGCAGAAACUUGGCAAAUGGGUACGAAGAAAACAUAGUCAUCCUGGUGAGCAGAUAUCAUUUGGCUUUCCUUCUCUUUCCUGAUAAUCAUUUAUGGAGCAGGAUACCAACUCAGUCAUUUCAUUUUCUUAUUUAUUGGUCUUUAUUUAGUAACUUGGUGUAGCAAGUAACGGUGUCCAGGUGACAUAAAAAGAACCACACAGCUGUCUACAUCUUAGAUGAACAUGAAAUAUGAUCUCUGAUUGGUUGAAGUAUGUUAAUACACUUUGCAUUUUCUCCUUGCCUUAUAUAAUGCCAUGUUGAGUUACCCUCUAAAAAUGGUCUCCUGUAUGACAGUCCAAACAUGUCCCAAAUACAGUUGCUGUGUAAUUCACAAGCCUUAAAAAAAAUUAUGUCUCACGUGUUGCCCCUCCUAGACACUGCAGCUCACAGUGGGAGGGCUUCAGCAGCAGAGACAGUGUUGCCCCAGAAAGUAGUUGGCAGGACUAGAUUUGAUCAGGUGCUGAAUGACCAGCUAUGGGCUUGUCAAUCAACAAUGAGAAAGCUGAUAAGACCCCACCCCCUCCCCCAACCCCACUAUGUCAUCUUAUCUCACUGCAUUUGAAGCAGGCACAGAGUACAUGAGAGUGGCAACUCUGCUCUGAAUUUAGGAACAGUUAAACAGUGUUGUCACCCCAUCACAGAAAGCUGAAUUAGGUGGACUUUAUUGGCAGGAUCACUAGAUACUUAUGAGACUUUGCAGGGGGACUUAAUUAUAAGGACAGAGGCCCUUAUAAUUAAGUGCUGUGGCAGAUAUAUUUUUAAUUAGAGGUCAAAGUUCUGCUUUACCAUCAUUGUAAUACAAAAAUGUAAUGUACUGUUGUGUUAGAUGACCAAUCAACUGACGUGUCUGAUUAUCACAGAAUGUUAAAAGCUAGUAUCUUAUAAAUUUAUAAUUCUGGCUGCGAUUCACUACUUUUUGCACCAUGUUAGUAAAUAUGGCCAACUCACCAAUAUACCAAUACUGUUUUCAUCAUCAUCGCCUUAUGGCAUAUACUUAAAAGAAAAAUACAAAAAGAAAAAAAAUGUUGAUUUUUUGUGUGUAUUUUCUUGUUUUAACAGAUUUUAUGGGGUUUGUGUAAAACAAUAAAGGUCAAACAAGUGUGGCAAUUUUAUUAUCAUUUGUAAUUUUUUUAUAUAUAUAUUAAAUCACAAGACAGCA